Molecule: messenger RNA, 543 nt
Organism: Culex quinquefasciatus (southern house mosquito)
Lineage: Eukaryota; Metazoa; Arthropoda; Insecta; Diptera; Culicidae
Exons: 2
Coding region: 6-311 (101 amino acids)
Source: RefSeq, a predicted model, not a curated record
UGAAAAUGAUCCCAACCAGAACCAUUCUCCUCUCGUUUCUAACAGUUUGCUGCGUCGGCUCGUUUCAAGUAAUGUUCGACUCGGUUGGCUCUUGCAGCAGCACCGGGUUGUUUGAGUGUAACAUGAGAGUCCGCAAGCUCAACCGAACAACGGCAGCACUGGUCGGAAAUCUUAGCCAAACGGAGGACGUUGGAAGCAAUUUUAAAGCACUGAUCGAACUGUUCCACAGCCCUUUGGGCAACAACCAGUUCUAUCGCUAUCCGAUGAAAAUUGGACCGAUUGGCACGUGCGCAUUUUUGGAGAAAUUCUGACAGGAUUGCUACGAGUACGUUGUCGAGUACAUCCCGAACGUCGCGAAGCCGGGCGAGUGCCCGCUUAGCGCCAGAAUCUACGCGAUCAACGACUGGAUCAUGGAUGCGCGGAUUCUUCCCCCGUACGUGCCCACCGGACUUUGGAGAGUGAUCCAGGUGAUGUGGGACAACUCGACGGGGCAGAGUUUCACGAUGGAGUUGAUUUUCAAAGUUUAUGAAGAUGGAUAUUUUU